AUGUUGGAGGAGAAAAUAUUGAAUUAUUUUGUUCGACUUCGAACUCUUUUAAUUCAGACUAAUACACCACUUGUGGAAGAUCAAUGUGCAGUGAUUAAUAUCGGUACUGAAUUACCCGAUACGAGAAGAUAUGCCUAUGUUCUGUUUAGAGGUAUUGGUGAUGAUAUUCAGAUUGGUGAACUUGUUUUACAAAAGAACGUUCGUUUAGGAUCCACUGAAUUAGGUUUACUUGCUACAGUUGGACUACAAAUAAUACAUGUUUUUGAGAAACCACGUGUAGUCAUUCUUUCAACUGAUAGUAAUAAAAUCAUUCUUAUGAGUGCAUUAAAAGAUUUGAAUAUAUGA
Rotaria socialis is the source of this 345-nucleotide messenger RNA. Lineage: Eukaryota; Metazoa; Rotifera; Eurotatoria; Philodinida; Philodinidae. The record is from the annotation of a GenBank genome assembly.